GGAGUUGCUCGGCCCUAGAUGGACAUACCUAUCCCUCUCCCUCGCCCCCGAGGCCCCUGCAGCCAUUCGGGGCUGUGCCGCUGGGCUGGAGCCAGCUGUGUGCGCCAGGGAGACCCUGCCAGGCGUUCUGGUUUCGCCCUGGAGAAGGUGCCGCCCGCCCUGGACGCCAUCGUGAUCGGCAGUGGGAUCGGGGGCCUGGCCGCGGCGGCUGCCUUGGCAAAGGCCGGCAAGCGGGUCCUGGUGCUGGAGCAGCACGACCAGGCCGGGGGGUGCUGCCACACCUUCCAGGAGAAAGGCUUUGAGUUCGACGUGGGCAUCCACUACGUGGGUCAGAUGCACCCGCUGGGCAUGCUGCGGGUGGCUUUGGACCAGCUCACGGACGGGCAGCUGGAGUGGGUACGGCUGGAGGACCCCUAUGACUGCAUAACGGUAGGGGACCGGGACUACCACUUGUGCUCGGGGAAAAGGACCUUUGCGGAGGAGCUGGAGAAGCAGUUCCCGGCGGAGAAGGAGGCCAUCCGGGAGUUCAUGAGGCUGACCAAGGUGGCAGCGACACGGGUGCCCCUCAUCGCCAUGCUCAAGAUGAUUCCCCUCUGGCUGGCCACGCUGCUGAUCCGCACGGGCCUCGUUCACUGGGUCUCCCCCGUCUUCAAGAUGGCGGACACCAGCCACAGCCAGGUCAUGGAGCGGCUGACGGCCAACAAGGACCUGCAGGUGGUCCUCAGCUACUUCUUCUACGGCGUUCCCCCCCGGGACUCCAGCUUCCUCAUCAACGCCCUCAUGGUGCACCACUACAAGCGCGGCGCCUGGUAUCCACGAGGGGGCGCCAGCGAGAUCGCCUUCCACGCCGUCCCGGUGAUCCAGCGGGCUGGAGGCGCUGUGCUGGUGAGAGCCCGCGUGGGGAGGAUCCUGCUGUCCGAGGGCGGCGCGGCUGUGGGAGUGACGGUGCAGAAGCGGGGCCAGGAGGAGAAGGUUUACGCCCCCGUUGUGAUCUCGGACGCUGGGAUAUUCAACACCUUUGGGACGCUGCUGCCCCCAGAGAUCAGGAGCAAAGCAGGGAUCCAGUCUGUGCUCGGCAUGGUACAGCACGGCAUGGGCUCCUUCCUGGUCUUCGUGGGCCUCCAGGGGACCGCCGAGGAGCUGGGCAUCAAAUCCACCAACUACUGGAUCUACCUGCGCAACGAUCUGGAUGAGAUGAUGACCCGCUAUGCUGCCCUCCGCAGGGAGGAGGUCAGUGAGAACGUGCCCAUGAUCUUCAUCACCUUCCCGUCAGCCAAGGACCCCACGUACCAGCAGAGGCACCCAGGCCGCUCCUGCAUGACCAUCCUGACCAUGGCUCGCUACGAGUGGUUCGAAGAGUGGUCAGGGGCCAGCGUGAAGAACAGAGGGGAAGACUACGACGCCUACAAGAUGGAGAUCGCCCAGCGGCUGCUGGACAUGGCCUUGGAGAGGUUCCCUCAGCUCCGUGGCAAGGUGGAGUUCCUGGAGGCGGCCUCCCCUCUCACCAACCAGCACUACCUGGGGGCGCCCCGCGGGGAGAUGUACGGGGCCGAGCACCACGUGAGCCGCUUCGCGCCGGCCGUCGUGGCCACCAUGCGGGCGGAGACGCCCGUCCGGAACCUCUACCUGACGGGGCAGGACGUCUUCAGCUGCGGCCUGGCCGGGGCCUUGCACGGCGGCCUCAUCUGCGCCUCCGCCGUCCUCAACCGCAUCCUCUACGUGGACCUGCUGCUCCUGAAGAAGAGGCUCAAGAGAGAGCGUGGCAAGAAAGCAGCCUAGGGGGGCCAGGGGGUGGACCCCGUCCCUGCUCACAUGACCCAUGGACUAGCUGCCCCACCUCCGGCCUUUGGUGCUCAGCCUCGCCAUGCCCCAGCGCUUUCCCUGGGGCCGGGAACGUGCCGGAGAAGGAAGGUCAGAGCCUCGUCUACACACACGUUCUCACCCCCAAACCCGCUUCUCCAUCCCCAGUCUGGGAUUCCCCCCUCCCCCCCGGCCGCUGGCUCUGUGGAUUGGUCUACACGGCAGUUAGACACCGGCGGCUGGCCCGUGCCAGCUGACCCAGGCUCAUGGGGCUCGGGCCAAGGGGCUGCUUCACUGCGGUGUGGACAUUUGGGCAUGGACUGGGUCCUGGGUCCUAGGACCCUGUGCCGUGGGAGGGGCCCAGAGCUCAGGCGGCAGCCCAGGCCCGAACAUCUGUGUCUCCAACUGCUGGGCCAUUGCCCUGGAAUGAGGAGACAAAACCCAGCCUGACUUUCUGCCUAUGACGGCGCAGACCGGGGAGGGGCUGCGCCACCCUUGCCCUGCUGCCUCGGGUGCAUUGCAGUCACCACCCUGAGUGUCUCAGUAAAGCCAAUGCCCUGGUCCAGCAACUCUGAGCCAGCAGCCUGCCAGCACUCGCCGGUCACACGCUGGCUCCACCAGCCUCGGUUACCACGUGCCGGGUGGCCUCAGCACAUUCCCAGUCCCCGAUUUCCCCCCCAAAUGUGUGUUCUGCACUGUCCAGCCCUCGCCUGGACAGGCCAGAGAGAUCUGGUCCA
Mauremys mutica (yellowpond turtle) is the source of this 2537-nucleotide messenger RNA. RefSeq names its product all-trans-retinol 13,14-reductase-like. The record is from RefSeq and is a predicted model, not a curated record. The coding region runs from base 19 to 1779 and encodes 586 amino acids. Lineage: Eukaryota; Metazoa; Chordata; Testudines; Geoemydidae. The transcript has 11 exons.